CCGUUGUUGAAGAUUAGAAAGAAACGCAAGAACAAANAGACUACAAGACACACAAGACUUAUAGGAAAAGUGAAAUCCUUAAAUUCUGUUCACCCACCGAUUUAAUAUGGAUACAAAUAGCGUAGCAUAUUUACAAACCGUGCAAGAUAUUGCACCUUCAAGUGAUGUGGCAUCGUUGGUGCAGUAUGAUACUAACACAACUCGUUAUAGAUGCCGAAAGUGUAAUAGCAUUUUUUAUCGUGUUAAAGACUGGGCAUUACAUAAUUUUACGUAUCAUUUGCAACCUAAAUAUAUGUGUACUCAUUGUGACUUCAGAUAUCUGUACGACAUAAAAGACUUUGUGUGUCAUAUGCUAAGCGCACAUGCUAUUAACUAUUUUUGUUGUUACAUAUGUGGAAGCUUGUAUUGUAACCAGGAUGUUUUCUUGCUACACAUGCGCGACUAUCAUGUAUCAUAUUUCCCGGAUUGUUACGGUGGUCGAUACUUUUAUACAUGUCGUAAAUGUACACAACGGCGACGUAUGAUCAACAUCGAAGAGUUACUUUAUCAUCACAGAACCAGACAUGUUAAGCUCAUCAGGUUUUGCUACAUAUGCGGUAAAAUCGUACAUAGAGACAUACAGCACCAUUUGACUCGCCAUUUUAUCAGGAAAUUGCGCAAAUGUCCACUAGGAAAUUGUAAUGAAACAUGUCUUACAUUGAUCGAUCUCAGGGAGCAU
Molecule: messenger RNA, 718 nt
Organism: Pseudomyrmex gracilis
Lineage: Eukaryota; Metazoa; Arthropoda; Insecta; Hymenoptera; Formicidae
Product: zinc finger protein 33B-like
Exons: 5
Source: RefSeq, a predicted model, not a curated record